Molecule: messenger RNA, 2669 nt
Organism: Pocillopora verrucosa
Lineage: Eukaryota; Metazoa; Cnidaria; Anthozoa; Scleractinia; Pocilloporidae
Product: extracellular calcium-sensing receptor-like
Biological process (GO): regulation of synaptic transmission, glutamatergic; G protein-coupled glutamate receptor signaling pathway
Cellular component (GO): plasma membrane
Molecular function (GO): adenylate cyclase inhibiting G protein-coupled glutamate receptor activity
Source: RefSeq, a predicted model, not a curated record
GACUGCAUAGCUGCGAGCUUUUGACCAUGCAACGUCUAGGAAUCGUCUCCCUCUUGUCCAUUUUAAGCGUGAUAGAUCCCAUACAUCAAACGGACACCAAGUUUUAUCAGAAUCGAAUUUUCAAGCCAGCAGAUGUUACAUUAGGGGGUCUUUUUGAUGUCCACUUCAAUGGACCCAACGAUGACUGCGGCGAGUUGUUUACUAUGGGCCUUGGCCAUGUCGAGACCAUGUUGUUCGCCAUUGAACGCGUCAACAACGACUCUACCAUCUUACCAAACGUCACUAUCGGUUAUGACAUUCGAGAUUACUGCGAAAACGCAGCAAUAGCCAUGAGAAUGGCGAACGACUUGGUUCAAAACACUGAUGCAGUCUGUCGGGCAGAUAAGAACCGCACGUUGGAUGACAAUUCUUCACCUACGCAGCCAGUGGUUGCUCUGAUAGGCCCGCACGACUCGGCAGGCGCUGUUCUGGUAGGAAGUCUUCUCCAAGUGCACGAAAUCGCUGCAAUCAGCCCUACAGCCACAAGCCACGAACUCAGCUCCAAAAUGUACCAGGAUUUUUUUCGCACAAUCCCUUGCGAUAUGUGGCAGGCGAGAGUCAUGGCCGACAUUAUCGAGCAUUUCAAAUGGACCUACAUCGCCGCUGUCGCUAUCGAUGACUCGUACGGACGUCAGGGUGUUUGGGCGGUGGAAAAAGAGAUAUACCGACGAAGAACCUUUUGCAUCGCUUUUUCCGAGUUUAUUCCAAGACUAGACUACCAGGAAAAGCUCGUUCAAAUUGUUAUUAAGCUCAAACAACAGCAGAACAUUGGAGUCGUACUUGUGUGGUUAUCAGGCGGGUAUGCAAGAGCUUUUCUCCACGAGACACACAAACAAGGCGUUCGCGACCGUACUUGGCUAUUUAGCGACGCUAUGACCGCCGAGGAAAGCGUGCAUCUUGACCCGCGCUUUGCAGGACUCGAUGGGUCACUUGGAGUUCAGCCUCAAGACUUCCGACACUUACCCUUUGAUGAACAUUUGAAGCACUUAACACGAAACGCAACAUUGAAGAGAAAUUCGGCAUGGUGGGAUGAGUUUUGGACACAGAUCUGUAACCAAACACUGUCUGAUUGUAAAGACAACAUUUCUUCACAUCAUUUGAUUAGGCAAUUUCGCAGCUCAUUUGUUCCGUACCUUUUAGAUGCCGUGUACGCAGUAGCUCAUGCUCUCGACAACAUCUACAAAUGCGUUGAACCGAACGGUCUUCUGCCUGAAGGAAAAUGUCCUGGUGUUAUACCCGUGAAUGUUAGAAAAAGCCUCCCAAACUACCUUAAGAACGUAAGUUUUCACGGAGCCACUGGCAAAGUGCAAUUCAACCAUUUUGGAGAUCGAUUAGUGGCCUCCUACGAUAUCAUCAAUUUUCAGCGAAACAAACAGCGAGAGAAAAAGUACGAAAAAGUUUCGGUUGGGUCUUGGAUGAAAGACAGGAAUCCACAACUAACACUAAAUUCAAAUGUAGUAUGGAACACACUUUUAAAUCAAAGUGCUCCGCGGUCAAUCUGCGCUAAAGACUGUUCUCCAGGAACCAGGCAGUCGCCAACCACGCCUUGCUGCUGGAAGUGUAUCAGGUGCCCGCUGGGCAGCAUAAGCACGCGUCACAACUCUCGUAAUUGCACCGAAUGCUCACAAACACAGAAAUCGAACGAAGAACGAACGCGCUGUGUUGAUUUACCAAUACUACGCAUGCAAAUGAACAGUGUAAGUGGUGUACUUGUAGCAGUUUUCUCUGCUGUCGGACUCGUCCUGACAUUCGUCACCUGGGGCACCUUGGCGAGGUAUUUCAACACACCCGUAGCUAAGGCGGCCGACAGAGAAAUGAGUUUGAUCCUCUUGGUAGGGAUCACUUCUCUGUUUGUCAUACCUCUGUUGAAUCUCUCCGAAUCGGCCAACACAAUCUGCUGCUUCAGUCACUGUGGACGUAUGACGAUUUGGAUCAUGUGCGUUGCCGUGCUUCUUGUAAAGACGAUGCGUAUUGUCAGCGUGUUUCAAGGUCACAGCGUCGUGCGGAAUGCCAAGCCCUUUACCGCCAAAGCCAGUACACAGAGAGCUCUCCUGGCGACUCUUACCGCUGUUCAGAUAGGUUUAACGGUAGUUUGGCUCAUUACUGGCCCGCCUUACAAGAAAAUCACCAUCACUCAUCUGCAGCACAUUUCGAUUGUAUGCAAGGCAUAUUCUACCCUUAUUGGAAAAAACAUCUUGCUCGCAAACAUCGCGUACGGAGUUUUUCUGUGGCUGUUUUGUGCGUAUUACGCUUUCAGGGUGAGAAAUAUCCCCGAAAACUUCAAUGAAGCGAGGCGCAUCGGCUUCUCCAUGUAUAUUUUAUUUCUCUCCGUAAUAUCAUAUUAUCCGGUAGCGCUCGCGAUCGAAGGAUGGUACAUAACUGUGCUUGAAUGCGCCACAAACAUCACCAGUGCCUUAGGCUUCUUACUCUGUAUUUUUGCACCGAGAAUUUAUAUAAUCCUGUUUAAGCCGAGACAAAAUACAGUGUUUGUUUCUAGAGCACAAGUUGCUAACUAUACGUUUACAACGGCGAAAUACAGCGGUGCACUUGGUAACGGUUAAAACAAACAAACAUUGUAAAGACAUAAUGGCGUCAGGCUGGUUUGAAUAUGUCUAUGCCCUCACUCCACU